Messenger RNA from Nezara viridula (southern green stink bug), 575 nucleotides. Lineage: Eukaryota; Metazoa; Arthropoda; Insecta; Hemiptera; Pentatomidae. The record is from the annotation of a GenBank genome assembly.
AAGGAAGGAUUAAAUUAUGUUUUUAUACAGCAUUGCUUCUUUUGGAUUUAUCCAGUAAGUACAGAUGUAAAUAAAAUAAUAAAGAUAUAUAAAAUUAAAGAAAUUUCCAUAUGAUUAGUAUGGAAAGAGAAAAUGAAAAUUAAUAACGAAAAGGCAAAAUUAAAAAAAAAUUAAAAUAUUUCAGUUAUAAUGCAAUUGAAUCAGGCAUUAAGGUCGAUUUCCAGGACCGUUGGAGUCCCUCACAACUGGACGGACAUAGUGAUCCACGGAAAACCAGAUUGUGUUCGGUCGAAACCCAUUAAGAUUGUCGAAGGUUACAUGAGUAAGUAUGACGAGUUACGCCAAAAUGAAUACCUACUUAACAUACAGCUGAUGCAGCUGAAGUAUCUCAGAAAAUUGUUGAGAGAAGGGACGAUAGGAAGAGAGUCAGGAGAGGCGAACAGGACCUUCACGAAGAUCAUGGAGAGGAUCGAGGAUAUCUUACACGAAAUGGCGGACAAGGAAGAUUUAUCGAUUCCAGAAGACAUUUGACAAAAACAUACAUGUUCCAUUAACGUAAUAAAUGUUUACUAGUA